CACCGCCACCUUUGCCCCCUGCGCGGGGAGGACGGUGCACAGUGCAGGCUACCCCACCAUCAGCUUCUUCCUCUGCACGGCCGGGGCUCUCCCCCCCGGUUUAUCUGCUGGGUGAGCGGGGCUCUCGCCCUCUCACCUUCCUCCCCACAACGGGGCAAUCCCCCCUCAGACAGGGCUGGAGUGUCUGGGGGCUCUUCCCCCUCUCCCUGCCUGAAGGGGCACUCCCCACGACCACCUCUCCCCCGGGAAGACGCUCCUCAUCGCCCAAGGGAAGGUGCCUUGCCCUCCUCCACGGCUCCCUGGCCAGGGGCCUCUGCCCCGGCCCCUUCUCCACCUCGGUGCCCUCGGCCAGGAGGCGCUUCGGCCAGGAGGCGCUUCCCUCCCUCUCCCCCGGGAGAAGGGCUCCGUCACCCGCACUCCGCUGCGAGGCAGGCCCCCUCUACUGCCAGAAGCCCCUGGAGAAGGGGGGCUCUUCCCCCCUCCCCCCGCCCAGGCGACUGCGGCUGGCACUGA
Pelecanus crispus (Dalmatian pelican) is the source of this 513-nucleotide messenger RNA. The record is from RefSeq and is a predicted model, not a curated record. NCBI's taxonomy places the organism in Eukaryota, Metazoa, Chordata, Aves, Pelecaniformes, Pelecanidae.